AUGACUUAAUUUGGGCAAACCGAAAUUUUGGUGUAUAUAUACUAUAGGUUAAACAAUUGUUUUGUACGUGUAGAAUGAUUGAAAGGUAAAGAUUGGCUUGGGGAUGCGAGUACAUUGCUUGGUAGUCAAGACAUCUCACUAAUCCUGCUGAAUUCGCACCUCAUUAAGGACAAAUUUUGCAUUCGCACCUAGCCCAAUUAAAACGACCGUGUUGGCUGCCUUUGGGAGCAGAUGGGGGUGUUUAAAAAAAUGUAUUUCAUUAAUUUUAAUGAUGCAUUCUAAAUUCGGCUGUGGCUUGUAAACACCCCACUCCAGUUUAUAUUCUAUUCCAUGUUGUAAUGUCAUUGAGUAGUGUAGUUAAGUACGGUAAUAAUCGAAUUAUAACUAUCCAGCAAUCAAGCACAAAUGUACAACUUCGGGCAAGACGCCUACGCAGAUAUUUAUUCCAUUGGAUUAGUGGUCUCUGAUCACUAAUAUUAAUUUUAAUUGAUUGGAUUAUUGGCUACAAGUGGCGGCUCAUAAAUAGGCGUUCGGAACUCUUAAUUAAACCGAUGAUUACCCUACCACCUGUUUUCAUUUACUCUGCUUGCGUAACAAAGCGUGCCAAUCAUCUGAAUCGGUCUGCUCGCAUCCUUAUUCACUAUUUUUUUGUUUUCGCCAGUCCAAAUGCUUAGAUCAAAGUUUUCCAUCAGCGUUUAUCAACGACAAAAUAUGCGCAUGAUGACGGCGAAUUAACGGAGGAGGAGGUCUCCGGCUGUUUGUACGACCUGGGGCCGUCUGCAACGGGACUGGAGUGUACCUACCGCUCUCUUUCUAUCCCUGGACGGAACCUGACGGACAUCUCUCUCUUGCACAAUUACGUUCACCUUCAAAGACUUGAGGUCCCACACAAUAAGAUAAAAGACCUGUCCUGCGUCAGUCACAUGCCUUAUCUCCUCUUCCUGGACGCCUCCCACAACGAGAUCUCCCAAUUCGGAUUCCACCCUCCAAAAAACCUGAAGGAAGUCGAUUUUUCCUACAAUCAGAUGUCAGAGAUGAAGGCCCUGUCUGCCUACUCUUCUCUCUGCCGACUGAACCUGGAUCAUAACUCUUUUCGUGAGAUCCGGGGCCUCGAGAUGUGUUCCAGCCUCACGCACCUCAGUCUGGCGCACAACAGGAUCUACCAGCUCAAAGGGCUGGGCAAACUGCCCCUGAGAGAGCUCUGUUUGAGGGGGAAUCAUAUCCGGAAGAUUGAGAAUAUUGAGAAAAUUUGGACCCUGCAGACUCUAGACCUGUCCUCUAACAAGAUCCAGAGCCUCUCGGGUCUUCAGAACCUCCACCUGCUCGGAUCCCUCAACCUGGAGAACAACAUGGUCAGCGACAUUAAGGAGGCGAAACACAUCCAUGACCUGCCACUGCUGAGGGAGCUCAACCUGCAAAGGAACCCGGUACAGGACGAGGCCGAUUACCGAUUGGCCGCUGUCUUCCUCCUGCAGCAGCUGAGCCUCCUGGACCAACGGGACGUCAUGGCGGAGGAGAAGGUGUCGGCGGUCAAUAAGUACGACCCUCCGCCUGAGGUGACCGCGGCCAGAGAUCACAUGAUGCACGCGGUGUUCCAGCUGAGGCAGCCGCAGGUGAUCUUUGACAGCACGCUCCCCAGUCUGAACACUCCGUACCCCAUGUUGGUGCUGGCAGGCCCACAGGCCUGUGGGAAGAGAGAGCUCGCUCAUCGGCUGUGCCAGGAGUUCAACCAGUUCUUUGCUUAUGGGAUCUGCCACACCACGCGGGGGCCCUACUUUGGGGAGGAGGACGGGUCCGACUACCACUACGUCUCCGAGGAGCAGUUCCACGACAUGAUCCGCGCGGGUAAGUUCAUCCAGACCAUUCAGUACGCGGGUCACUGGUACGGCCUCUCACGGGAGGCCAUCGAGGAGGUGGCCAGGGAGGGCCUGGCCUGCUGCGUGCACAUGGAGCUGGAGGGCGUGCUCAGCCUGAAAAGCACCUACUUUGAGCCGCGCUACGUCCUGCUGGUCCCCACGGACCAGGAGAAGUACGGCAACCGCCUGCGGAGGAGGGCGCUCUACACCCGAGAGCAGAUGGACUCCGCCCUGUCCCGCGUCGACGCCUACGUCAGGCUGAACAGAGAGCACCCUGGGUACUUCGACAACGUCAUAACCUGCGAUGACACUGUGGAGGCCUACAAGACGCUGUGUCAGGUGGUCAGGGAGUACCUGGGGCUGGAGGAGGAGCAGGGUGGGGGUGACGGCACAAGUGCCAUGCCCGAAAACACCUUCACUGGUGACUCUCUGAAGGACACGAGGGAGCAGUCUGACCUCAGCAGGAACCUCUACGGCAAAGUGCAGCAGAGGCUGGCCCCGCCCAGGAGCCCGGCUGAAGUGGCCUCCCAGCAGAAGAGGCGGCAGCUGUUCCGGGAGGCACUGACAGGGAAAAGCCCUGGGGCCUAUACCCAGCCCCUAAACAGGGUGUCUCUCUCGGCCUCGGGUUCGAUGGCUCUACAGGCUGGACAGGACCCCGCUCCUCUAUCCUCCCCACCACCAGAGCCCAUCGAGAACAGCAGCUCGCAGGAGUCCCGCGGCAGUUCCGCCCUGUCCUCCCUCCGGGACAGCAUGGGGGGUCCUGGGAAAGGGGCGGGGCCAGACCUCCCGGGACCGGGACCGGGACCGGGACACGACCAGGACAGCCUGAGAGUCUCCGCCCACAGAUCACAUGGACUCAGGCUCCUCCCCCCAGCCGGCCUCAUCCCCGGGGGUCCAAUCGGAGGCCGCCUCGGGCCGCCCCGGAUCCAACGCCAAGCCCGUCCUCCCGCCCAUCCCGUCGGGCCGCAAGACCGCCACCCCGAACCCGACCCCGCCCUGACAGGGGAGGGGGCGGGGAAAAGAGGUUUACCCACGGCGGGUUAUACUCCCCCCCGCAAAGGUAGCCGCGCAAACAUUAGCCCUAUUUAACUGUCGUUGAAUGUGCACUUGUACUUCUGAAGUAGGCUCGUUGAAGCUCACCCAACCGUCCUGUGAUGUUCGGGCGAAACCUAGAGCCUUUGGCCUCAAAAGCUUCAAAGGUGAUUGGGCGAAACAGGCCAGAGCUGUUUAGACACGGCACACGUACCCAGCUUCCUCUGUAAAUGCAAAGCCUCUGUUGUGACAGUUCCUCUGUAAGAGAAAACACUAUUCAAAUAAAGCUGAAAGGAAUUGAAUGGA
Molecule: messenger RNA, 3194 nt
Organism: Anguilla anguilla (European eel)
Lineage: Eukaryota; Metazoa; Chordata; Actinopteri; Anguilliformes; Anguillidae
Gene: lrguk
Product: leucine-rich repeats and guanylate kinase domain containing
Exons: 20
Coding region: 924-2945 (673 amino acids)
Cellular component (GO): cytosol
Molecular function (GO): GMP kinase activity; protein binding
Source: RefSeq, a predicted model, not a curated record